AUGUCCAAGUUCGGUCUUCUGGUCAUGGGCCCGGCGGGGGCCGGAAAGACCACUUUCAGCAACUCUUUGAUCCAGCAUCUGCAAAAUACUCGCCGCAGCUGCUUUUACGUCAAUCUCGAUCCUGCCGCCGAGCAGUUCUCCUACCAACCCGAUCUCGAUAUCCGCGAGCUGAUCACCCUGGAAGAUGUCAUGGAAGAGUUGGGCCUUGGCCCUAAUGGUGGCCUGAUCUACUGCUUCGAAUUUCUGCUACAGAACCUCGAGUUCCUCUCCGAAGCUCUUGAUCCAUUGAGCGAAGAAUACCUCAUUAUUUUCGACAUGCCCGGCCAGAUCGAGCUCUACACACACAUCCCGCUACUUCCGUCAUUAACACAAUUCCUUUCCCGCCAGGGUCCCUUGAACAUCAACCUAUGCGCGGCCUACCUGCUCGAAAGCACCUUCGUGAUCGACAAAGCCAAAUUUUUCGCGGGCACGCUCAGCGCCAUGUCUGCCAUGCUGAUGCUGGAGAUCCCACACGUGAACAUCCUCAGCAAGAUGGAUCAGGUGCGUGAUAUGGUCACGCGACGGGAACUCAGGCGAUUUGCGAAUGUGGACGUUCAGUUGUUGCAAAACGACGAAGACGAUCCCGAAGCGCGCGCCAACCCGAUGGCGCCGGAUGCCUUGAUGAGUGGCGGCUCUUUCAAACAGCUCAAUCGGGCUGUGGCACAGUUGAUCGAUGAUUUCAGCAUGGUCUCUUUCCUGCAGCUGGAUGUCCAGGAUGAGGACAGCGUUUCCGCCAUUCUGAGCCACAUCGAUGACGCUAUCCAGUAUCACGAAGCCCAGGAGCCACGGGAACCCAAGGAUGAGCAGGAGGUGAACUACGAGGAUUGA
Messenger RNA from Penicillium cinerascens, 867 nucleotides. RefSeq names its product putative signal sequence-binding GTPase GPN3. Gene Ontology annotation, molecular function: GTPase activity. NCBI's taxonomy places the organism in Eukaryota, Fungi, Ascomycota, Eurotiomycetes, Eurotiales, Aspergillaceae. The coding region runs from base 1 to 867 and encodes 288 amino acids. The transcript has a single exon. The record is from RefSeq and is a predicted model, not a curated record.